AUGCGUCCAGGCAAAGCGCCCGGAGCCGAUGGUAUCACGGCUGGUUUGCUGAGGAAAGCAUGGCCGAUCCUGGGUGAGGAGAUGGUACGCCUCUUCAGAACAUGCAUAAUUGAAGCCACUUUCCCGCAAUCAUGGAAGUGCGCCAACUUGGUCGUACUGCUUAAACAAGGGAAAAAGGACGCUACGAAUCCAAAGUCAUACAGACCAAUAAGCUUGUUGCCUACAAUGGCAAAAUCACUCGAUACCCUUAUCAUUCAGGACUUGGAAACGGAAACCGAGUUAAAUAGUUAUGGCCAACAACACGGAUUUGUGCCAGGCAGGUCGACCAUCACGGCAAUGAAGUCCCUGUAUGAUUGGAUACAUGGUAGCAAUAGCAGGCACGUGUUCGGGGUGUUUCUGGACAUCACCGGGGCCUUCGACAACGUCGGUUGGUUCCCGCUAAUGUCCAGACUUGACGCGCUCGGCGCCUCGAUCAGAACAAUGAGACUAAUCCAGAGCUACCUCGUCAAUAGGUCAGCGAGCAUCGUGAUUGAGGGCAAACGAUACCAGCGAAUAAUAGAGCGAGGAUGCCCACAAGGGUCCCAGCUUGGUCCCACAUUGUGGAAGGUUGCCAUGACGGAGAUUGGCAACAUGCAACUGGACAACACAGCCAACAUGGUGCUGUACGCAGAUGACAUCGCGCUCACGGUGGCAGCGGCGAGGCCCCAAACUGCACACGGCAGAAUCGAAAGAUACCUCGAUGGCCUCAAAGCGUGGGCUAAGGCAUACGAGCUGGAAUUCUCGCCAACAAAAAGCCAGUUACUCAGCCUGAAAGGUGGACUAAAGCCCGGCUACUCGGUCGGCUUUGGCUCAGGAGAAAAUGACGCCAGGAUAGUGGCUGGAGCGACAGCGAAGUACUUGGGCGUCAUCCUUGACCCCAAGGAGAGCUUCUGGGACCAUGUGUCGUCCCUCAAGAAAAAAUCAGAGGCCAUGUACCGUAGAUUAAGACAAAUGACUUCGGCAAACUGGGGCAUGGGCCAAGCGGCGGCCAAAGUAAUCUACGAGGCGGUGUUCCUCCCUCGUGUUACGUACGCAGCAGAAAUCUGGGCCGAUGGAGCUUGCACUCUUAAGAAAAGCAUAGCAGAUCUCGGGAGCAUGCAGAGGGAACCACUCAGGGCAAUAACGAGCAGUUACAAAACAGCGUCAACUAACUGCCUCUCGGUCGUGGCGGGCGUACUCCCGCUCGACCUUGAGGUCAGGAGGGUGGCGCUGAAAUGUAAACUACGAACCGGUGGAAUGACCAACGAUGAAUAUGAGAUGGGACUCAGUGCACUCAUGGAGGAGUGGCAGGAACGGUACGACUCAGUCGAUAAGGGAGAUUGGACCAAAUUCAUGAUCCCGGACGUCGCCAGACGAUGCGAGCUACCAUUGGUGUUGGAUCAUUAUACAACGCAAUUCCUUACUGGGCAUGGAGACUUUCGAAGCAAGCUCUACAGUUUCAAGCUUCAACCCAGCCCAAAUUGUGCUUGCGGCAAUGGGGCAGAGACGGUAAGACAUGUACUCUUAGCUUGCACAAGGACGCAAGAGUUCCGCGAAGAGCUGAUAACCGUGAUGAUGGAAGAAGGGGUGGCUUGGCCCCCGGAAAGAGGAGCCUUCCUCAGUACAAGAAGGACAUAUGAAGCAUUAAGAAAGUUCAGUGAACGAAGCCUAAAGAACUGA
Molecule: messenger RNA, 1698 nt
Organism: Macrosiphum euphorbiae (potato aphid)
Lineage: Eukaryota; Metazoa; Arthropoda; Insecta; Hemiptera; Aphididae
Source: the annotation of a GenBank genome assembly